Molecule: messenger RNA, 1109 nt
Organism: Punctularia strigosozonata HHB-11173 SS5
Lineage: Eukaryota; Fungi; Basidiomycota; Agaricomycetes; Corticiales; Punctulariaceae
Product: proline iminopeptidase
Exons: 3
Coding region: 189-1109 (306 amino acids)
Biological process (GO): proteolysis
Molecular function (GO): peptidase activity
Source: RefSeq, a predicted model, not a curated record
GACGCCCAUUCACUAUCCUCCAUCUAAUCCUCAUCCCACGCGCUCUAUCACAGACCUCGUCCUAUCUUUAUUCGCGCGUCAUGCGUCCAGUCUCCCAUAUGCUCUCCCAGAGUCUGCACCAUGUUCCCCAGAUAUAGCCCGCCGCACACGGUUCACUGCUGCUCGCACCCUCCACCAGAAUCGCCGACAUGUCGUCCGUGAAGGAAGGCGAGGCGCCCUUCUCCAUCCCCGGCAUCGACAAGCCGACCAAGACCUGGUACAAGGUCGUCGGCGACCUCUCUUCGUCCGCCUCUGGCCGACCCCUCGUCUGCCUUCACGGCGGCCCGGGAGCACCCCAUAACUACCUGCUCGCCAUCGCCGACGUCGCCACCGCGCACGCCAUCCCCGUCGUCUUCUACGACCAGAUCGGCAACGGAAACAGCACCCACAUUCCGGAGAAGAACGGCGACGAGGCCUUCUGGUCUACCCAGCUCUUCCUCGACGAGCUCGACAACCUCGUCAAGCAUCUGGGCAUCGCGGACGCGUACGAUGUUCUCGGCCAGUCGUGGGGCGGCAUGCUCGGCGCGAUGCACGCCAUCACGCAGCCCAAGGGCCUCCACAGGCUCAUCAUAUCCAACUCCCCCGCUUCCAUGAAGAUGUGGGUCGUGGCAGCGAACAAGCUGCGCCUCGAGCUCCCGCAGGAUGUUCAGGACGCGUUGACCAAGCACGAGACGGACGGGACCACCGACUCGAAAGAGUACCAAGACGCCAUGGACGUGUUCUACGCGAAACACGUCAUUCGAAUCAACCCCAUGCCUCAGGACGUCAAGGAUGCCUUUGACUGGAUAGCCAAGGACCCGACCGUCUACCACACCAUGAACGGCCCGUCCGAGUUCCACAUCAUCGGAUCCCUCCGCGACUGGAGCAUCUUGGACCAGAUCCAUUCCAUCUCAGUCCCAACUCUGCUUAUCAACGGCCGGUACGAUGAGGCCACCGACGAGGUCGUCCAGCCCUUCUUCGACAGUAUCCCCAAGGUCAAGUGGGUCACCUUUUCCGAGUCGAGCCACAUGCCCCAAUGGGAAGAGCGGGAGCGGUACAUGGAGGUUGUCGCCAGCUUUCUCAAGUCAUGA